CAGUUCCCCAAUCCAGGCGGGAUCUGAAUGAGUAUAUAAGACGAGCAGUAGCCGUCAGCCACACAUUAACCUCAUCGCUUCCACACACACAGCAAACAUGAAGCUCGUUAUCCUCGUGUGCCUGGCUGUCGUCGCCCUUGCAGCCCCAAAGCCAGAGGACCUUCCGCCCAUCGUCCAAGUCCUUCGGGAUGAGCGUGAGCACGGCGAGGGCGGCAACUUCAGAUACCUAAUUGAGACUGACAACGGCAUCUUCAUGGAGGCAGCCGGUGCCCCAGGAGUGGCCGGACAAAGUAACAUCCAGGGCUCCUACAGGCUGAUAUCUCCUGAGGGUAUUUUGGAAGAGGUGCGCUUCAUUGCUGACGAGCUGGGAGUUCGCGCGGAGUCCCCACUGCUUCCCACGCCUCCCCCAGCUCCUGCCCACGCUGUUGAGCAAAUGCGCCUGGCCGAGGAACAACGUGCCCUGGAAUUUACCGCUCAAUAAUCUUUUUGCACUAAGUUCCUUUUGACUGAUGAAGGCCAUUUUAUGUAAUUUUUUUAAGUAUUUAUUCAUAAUAAACAUCAUAAUU
Portunus trituberculatus (swimming crab) is the source of this 566-nucleotide messenger RNA. RefSeq names its product cuticle protein AM1199-like. The transcript is spliced from 3 exons. The coding region runs from base 98 to 481 and encodes 127 amino acids. The record is from RefSeq and is a predicted model, not a curated record. Lineage: Eukaryota; Metazoa; Arthropoda; Malacostraca; Decapoda; Portunidae.